ACCAGCCGCUGGGUGAUGAAUCUUGACUGGUAAGGCCCUCGCCGAUUCUCCUGCACCGCCCAUGUGCAGCCCUGCUCAUGCGACCGGCUCAAGAGCAGCGAGCAGGGACAGCAUUUUGUGCUUCCGCCCUUGCCGCUGCGCGGUGCCAGGCGACACUGGUUGAGGCCGACCCCUCUGGAGAGAAUGCCCCUGUGGCGCGCCGCGCGCCAGCCCGCGGCCCUCCUGAGGGCGCCGCGCUCCGGCGCCGCGGCCGCGGCCGCCGCCGGCAGACGGAGGCACAUCGCGGGCCCGGAGCUCGUGCCCCAUGCGGAGCUGUGGGGCGCCCCGGUGCCCGACGGUCCCGGCAGUGCCAACCUCGACUGGGCCUCUCUGGGCUUCGACUACGUGCCGACGAAUGGCCACGUCCGCUACGUGUGGAAGGACGGCCAAUGGGACUCGGGCCGGUCCCUCCGCGAUCCGUACAUCCCCGUCCACAUCCUCGGCAACGUGUUCCACUACGGCCAGGCCCUCUUUGAGGGCUUCAAGGUCUUUCACACGCGCAACGGCACCGUAUGCGCUUUCGCGGACAACAUGAACCACGAGCGCAUGGGCCACGGGUGCAGGCGGUUCAGGAUACCAGAAGUGCCUUGGAGUCUUUGGAAGAAAGCGGUGGACGACGUGAUCAGAGCCAACGUGGCCUUCGUACCCCCGUAUGGAUCGGGCGGCGCGCUGUACGUGCGGCCGUUCAUUUUCGGCAGCGGCCCCAGGCUGGGUCUGGGCCCUUCCCCAGAGUACACCUUCGUGGUCUUCGUCAAUCCGGUGGGCAGCUACUACAAGACGGGGCAGCUGGAGGCGCUCGACGCGCUGGUGAACACCGAGUACGACCGCGCGGCGCCGCUGGGAUGUGGCGACUGCAAGGCCGCGGGCAACUACGCGGCGGACCUUGAGAGCAUGCACAUGGCGAAGUCGCGGGGUUUCCCCAUCAGUCUGUACCUCGACGCGCGCGAGCAGAGGUACGUCGAGGAGUUUAACACCUCGAACUUCGUCGCCAUCACGAAGGACGGCAAGUACAUCACGCCCCAGGCGCCACGGAGCGUGCUCCCCAGCAACACCAACAGAGUCCUCAGGCAGCUCGCCGCCGACCUCGGAAUAACAGUGGAGCAGCGGCCCAUCGACUUCGAGGCCGAGGUGGACAGCUUCGCCGAGGUCGGCGCCGUGGGCACGGCCGUGGUCGUGACGCCCAUCAGGUCCUUCACCAGGGGCGACCGGAAGUGGACCUUCGGCGAGCCGAAGGUGCUGAAGCAGCUGCUGGACGCGGUGCGGGGCAUCCAGGACGGCGAGGCGGAGGACAGGCACAGCCUCAUGCGGAGGCUGGAUCUCGUGCCAGAGAAGCGCGGCACGAUGCUCAGCAUCUACCCGGGCCUCUGAGAGAUCGCCAGGGGGCCGCUAGAGGAGGAGGAUGCGGGGGAAGUCCUCCCCCUCCUCGUUCUCAUCCUCCUCGUUCUCCUCAUCCUCCCUGGGGUGCGCGGCCCGCGGUGGGGCGCGCAGCCCUCGUUCUAGCUCUCUGCGCGCAAGUGGCCGCAGAUCGAGACCUGUGCGUGGGCCCCAUGCUACCCCGAGCUACACAGGCAGCGGCGGGGGCGUGCUCUGCUCCGCCCUCGUGCGCGCGUGUGCUGUACAGGCAGUUCGCUGCGCGUGACGCCGUUUCGCUGCCAUUUGCGCGGCGGCGGCCCUGACUUUUUUCCUCCAGCCCCAGGAUCGGCCUGGCUAGGAUCGGUGAGGCGGACGGCCUACGUCCCCUGGCCAGGGCAGGGGCGCGGAGACGCCAACACAGCGCGUUUCAAGCAGUUUGUUUUCUCGAGGACUGAGACGCGGAUUGAGACCCAGCCCCAGGUCGACUAGGGGCCCGUCUGUCGCUGGCGGCGGCGGCGGCGCAGCAUCCGGAGGGUGCGGGCAUGCGUAUACAGGGGCAUGGCUGUGGACUGUGUAUUGCGUUUCGGUCUUGUCCUGGCAUCCAGGGCCCUGUGAAGAGGGCCAUCCAGGC
Messenger RNA from Prorocentrum cordatum, 2023 nucleotides. NCBI's taxonomy places the organism in Eukaryota, Dinophyceae, Prorocentrales, Prorocentraceae. The record is from the annotation of a GenBank genome assembly.